AUGUCUACUACCUAUGUUGUCACUGGCGUCACGCGCGGUAUUGGAUGGGCUUUCUUGGAGAAUCUCUCCCAGAACCCCGAAAACACUGUCAUCGCCCUCGUACGAAAUAAAGCGGGCACUGAGAAGCGCGUCGUGGAAGAGCUAGGCAGCCCAAAGAACGUUCACGUGGUCGAGGCUGAUCUCACAAACUACGCAUCUAUCGAGGGCCGGGCCAAGAAGGUCAUCGCUCUGGGAUCGGGGCUGGCCGAUACUCAUCUCACCGCCAAGUACAGGCUUGAUCUGGGCAGCCCUUAUUCCAUGAGUAAGGCGGCACUCAAUAUGCUUGUGGCCAAAUAUCACGCCAGCUAUGCCGAUCAAGGAGUCCUGUUCUUAUCCAUCAGCCCUGGCCUUGUCGACACCGGGCACCAGAGCCAACUGACCGAGGAGGGAAUGCUCAACCUGCAGCGUAUGCUGGCCAGCUUUGCUGAAUACGCCCCCGGCUUCAAAAUGUUCACGCCUGAGGAAUCGGUAGGAUACAUGAUGAAGGUUGUGGCUGAUGCCACGGUUGAGAAGUACGGUGGCACCGCUGUCUCGCACCAUGGAGACGAUAAAUGGCUUUGA
Parascedosporium putredinis is the source of this 600-nucleotide messenger RNA. NCBI's taxonomy places the organism in Eukaryota, Fungi, Ascomycota, Sordariomycetes, Microascales, Microascaceae. The record is from the annotation of a GenBank genome assembly.